This is a messenger RNA of Lycium ferocissimum, 1701 nucleotides long. Its product is annotated as importin subunit alpha-1a-like. Gene Ontology annotation, biological process: NLS-bearing protein import into nucleus. The record is from RefSeq and is a predicted model, not a curated record. NCBI's taxonomy places the organism in Eukaryota, Viridiplantae, Streptophyta, Magnoliopsida, Solanales, Solanaceae. Bases 1 to 1701 code for a protein of 566 amino acids. The transcript is spliced from 11 exons. Gene Ontology annotation, cellular component: nucleus. Gene Ontology annotation, molecular function: nuclear import signal receptor activity.
AUGAAGGAGCUCUUUAUUCCUCCUGGCGCGGUGAAGGAUAGAGAGAAUUGGGAAAAGUUUCAGAAACAACAACGCUGCUGGAUAAUGUAUCGAAACAGAACUGAUCCAUAUUACAACCCGGAUCAUUAUGAAACGGAACUAAUCAGUAAAUAUGGAGAAAGGCGAUUGUUUGAGCAGUUACCACAGAUGGUGAGAGAUUUUUGGGUGGGUUUCGCUUUUAUUGAGUCUAUCGGACCAUUUUUGUUGAUGUCAGCUGCGUACAGGAUCAUGCUGCUAUUACGUCACAAUGGUGAUUAUCACUAUGAUCUUCCCAUUGAUAUGUUUUUUGGUAAUGGCAUCAUAGACGUUAUUGAAUGUUGUGGAUCUAAUCACUGGCGCAGCCUUCGCCGUCAAGCUGCUGAGACGUUACGCCAAUUUAUUCUUGAUGGAACAAACGCACAAAAUCAGGAAUUGCUUAGACGUGGUGUAAUUCCUACUUUUAUGCAAAUGCUUAAUGAUGAGUGGGCAAUCAACCUUAGUGAUGAGGACUGGUUGAAUGACUUCUUAAUUAUUGAGGCUGUGGAGAAUUUGGCUUUGUUGUCAACUAAAGUAGAUAUCGGAGGUGAGUGUGUUAGAGAAUUUGGUGAGCGAAAUCUAUGUGGAAGGCUGAUGUUGCUUUUCAGGAAUCCUAGACACACCAUAGUUAAAAAUGGGUUGACAUUUGUGGAGAACUUUCUUACUAGAGGAAGUGAAGAUCAAAUACAGGUUCUCCUUGACAACGAAGUUUUGCAACAUCUAAGAUUUGUAAUUGCGGAGCCUGCGGGGGGCAAUUUAGACCUCCUGAGUAGACAACAUAGGGCAGCACUGGCUUUGGGUAAUUUUGCCCGUCGUUCAAUAAGGUGGAGGGACCUUGUUAUUGAUAGUGGUGCAGAUCUAAUCCCAUUAUUUCGAGUUCUACGUUCCAUAGCAGGUGAUGCCAAUGAAUUUGACCCAUCACCGGCAAUGAGUGCUGCCAGGACAAUAGGAUACUUGUGUUUUGGUAGUCCAUCCCCGUCAUUUGCUAAGCUGCGGCCAUCAUUACCGGUCCUCCGGUAUCUCAUUGAUUUGGAACAUCAUAUUGGAGAAGAAGCACGUGCUGCUAUUAGGCAUGCGUGCUUGAUUAUUGCAUGUCUGGCACGUGGUGGAUCUGGUCCUAUAAAUGUGCUGGUUGAUGAACAUUUGUGUCCAAGGCUGGCGAUGCUUUUGACGCAUCAUGACAGUGAGGUAUUUGCAAGUGUGUUGAAAGUUGUGGAGAACUUCUUUAAGAAUGGAACUGAGAAUCAAAUUCAGAGAAUGGUUGAUGAAUCUAUCUUCCCUCCUCUUAUUCAAAUUUCAAUUAACCAAGAGGUGGAUGAUACCAAAUAUGAGGCUACAUACGCCAUCUCAAGUGCGGCCAGGAGAGGAUCUCAUGAUCAGAUUAGAUACUUGGUCGAUCAAGGUUCCAUUCCAGCACUUUCUCUUGGACUUUUGUGUGAAGGUUACACAAGAAGAACUUCUUGCUUCCAGGGGCUCCUAAAGAUUCUGAGGGUCGGAGAUUUUAAUAAAGUCGAUGGUGUCAAUAUCUACAUACAGAUGGUCACUGAAAGUGGCGGACUUGCUAGGAUCAAGAGCCAAAUGGAUGACCCUGAUGUUGGAGAGAUUGCAAGAAGAAUGCUAAGGUCGUACUGGCCUAGGGAGCUCUGA